GCCAUCUGCCAUAACAACGCGCCGGGCAACCAGCAAUACACACUCGGCGUGAUUUUGCAUGAUGAUCUCGCGGAAGGAGAAUUUGUUGGUGAGACCGUGGCAGCAGAGGCGAUUUGAAAACCACCGCAAAAAGGUGCAAUCGGCCGGGCCAGCCAUCGACACGCGCCCGCCGUUGCCGCGGCAACACGUCGCCCUUAAGCUCAAGAAGAGGCAAAAGGAGGCGGAACGGUGCCAAGAAAUCGAAAAAAAUAACUUCACCCUACUCAAAAGGCUGAGCUAUGUGAUGCGGACAAGUCGGGUGGACAACUACUGGGCCACCCCCCAACCCAAUUUCCUGAACCGGGUCUCCAUGUACGACACUGUGCCAAAAUUCGAGAAUUUGUACAUCGAGGAAAGUCAGGACACCCCCAAAGGCGCCUCCACGCGGAAGACCAAAUGCCUGGCGUGCACCCCGCAACCGCCCCCAGACAUUAAGAUCCCGGAAGAACGAGUCCCGUGGGAACCCCAGAAAGGGCCGGUCGGUCGAACUCGGAGCAAAUCGGUUCCGCCACGACGAACCGAAUUCGUCCGGGAAGUCCCGAGAGUGUCAAAAUCGGCCCCAAAGCCGGGGAAAGUGGCGCCGAUGAAAUUCAGUGCCAAGGAACCGCAAAGUAUUAUUUUAAGACGCGGUUGUCUCAAAUUAUCUGUCAAUUUCCCAUCGGACACUUUGGUCAAACUGCAAAAAGGGACCCAGGAGAAAGUUUUGGUCCACGGUGCUUGUAAUUGUCGGAAUGUGACCGGAAUUGCGGUUAAUUAAGUUUGGCUUCAUUACAAGUAAUUUAUUCGCUAGAAAUUUACAAUUUCCACGUUUUAAAUGAAAUACUUAAAAAGAAGAUUCGACUUUGUUUAUUUUAAAUUAUAUUUAAACGAUGCCAACUACCAUAAUACAAUGGUAAGCACGAAACUAUACUUUUUAAUUACAUAAUAGCCUUAAUCAUAUUAAUUAAACGCGACCAGUCAAUUAAAAUUCUCAAUUUAUUUAGUUCUUUUUCGAUAAACAUUAUGUAUAUGACUACAAACAACGAAAAAAAAACGUUGUAAACUUAAAAAACACGCAGGUAUAUAGCAUGAUGUUUACCAAAAAACUGUUAAUAUCAUAAAAAUAUACAAAUCUGCGCAUGACAUGUCCAAUUGUUAAAAUCCCGUUAAUGACUUACUGUUUUUUGAUUUAUUAGAUCAUGCCCAGAUUGUCUCUUAUGUACGGUCAUUUUAAAAAUUUUACAUUAAUGUUGAUAUUUACCUAAUUUAAAUGUACAAAAUAAAAUAAAAACUAAAAUACAGUGACAUAUUUUUCCGUUUAAAUUAAAUAAAUAUCCUAAAGCAAUUACGAGCAUAAUUAUUUAUAAAAAAUUCUAUAUUUACACAACCGUAUAAAAUGAGCGUACAUAAACCACCGUAAAAGAAUUUAGGGAGGAAAGGAAGCAAACGCGCUAGAUCAAAA
Molecule: messenger RNA, 1480 nt
Organism: Tribolium castaneum (red flour beetle)
Lineage: Eukaryota; Metazoa; Arthropoda; Insecta; Coleoptera; Tenebrionidae
Exons: 4
Coding region: 59-796 (245 amino acids)
Source: RefSeq, a predicted model, not a curated record